CAUCAACUGACAGUCACUCAAAUUGAAUGGAGUCCAGAUGGUAAAUUACUUUUGAGCGUAAGCAGAGAUCGAAAAGCGAUGCUGUACAGAGAACGGAACGGAGAUGUCAAUGGUUUUUCUUACGAGAAGAUUUGGUCCUCUGGAAAAGAACAUUCGAGAAUCAUAUGGUCAUGUGAUUGGUUCGGCGAUUCUCAGCACUUUGUCACAGCCUCCAGAGAUAUGCAGGUUAUUCUUUGGCAGUGCACCGAUACGGCUGCCAUUAUGUUGAGCAGGUACAAAUGUCCUCACCCAGUUACAAGUGUAGCUGCAAGUGACUCGGUAAUUGUGGCUGGACUGCAAGACGGCUCCCUUUUCUUUCUCUCGAUUAACGAGCAACAGCAAUUUGACCUUAUACAUAAACUUUUCGUUCCAUCAAUAGCUGUGGAACAACCAGUGCUGCGAUUGCGGUUCAACCCUGUGGAUCGCAACGUCUUAGCAGUUGCAGGAAGUGACGGGAAACUGCGGAUAUUACACUUGAAAGUCACUAAUAAAGCCCUCAAUGGGGGAACUACUAAAGGAAUUACAAUCUAA
This is a messenger RNA of Strongylus vulgaris, 570 nucleotides long. The record is from the annotation of a GenBank genome assembly. NCBI's taxonomy places the organism in Eukaryota, Metazoa, Nematoda, Chromadorea, Rhabditida, Strongylidae.